This is a messenger RNA of Cuscuta epithymum, 1349 nucleotides long. Lineage: Eukaryota; Viridiplantae; Streptophyta; Magnoliopsida; Solanales; Convolvulaceae. The record is from the annotation of a GenBank genome assembly.
CAACAAACAGUUUUUCCCUUACUAGAUACGGAGUACUACGUAAGUUUCAUUCCCGUGAAAAAACAAUUUUGGGCUCUGAGAUCCAUCAUUCAUUUCCACUGGACCGGAGAAGCUGUGCUAAAAUAUCCUACUGAGUAUACGGUUAAGCUCGCUGAGCUGAGAACUGUGAAAACCGUGGAAUGGCGGAUUACCACUUUGUAUACAAGGAUUUGGAGGGAUCCUCAACGCAAUGGGACGAUAUACAGAGGAAACUUGGAAAUCUCCCGCCAAAACCGCCGCCGUUCAAGCCACCAGGUUUCACGCCUGCCGAGGAUGAUGACUCUAAGCCCAAAGACAAGGCCUGGAUCGACAAGAAAACAGAGGAAGAGCUUGAAGAUCUCGAAGAAGAUGAUCUCGACGAAGAUCGAUUUCUCGAAGAAUAUAGGAAGAAGAGGUUAACUGAGAUAAGAGAAGCAGCUAAGGUAGCAAAGUUUGGAUCAGUUAUUCCAAUUUCAGGAUCUGACUUUGUUCGUGAAGUCUCUCAAGCUCCGCAAGACAUUUGGGUUGUGGUGAUGCUCUAUAAAGAUGGAUAUCCAGAGUGCAGGAUGCUUUUGCAAUGUCUGGAAGAUUUGGCUAAAAGAUACCCUGCAACAAAGUUUGUGAAGAUUAUAUCUACAGAGUGCAUUCCAAACUAUCCAGACCGUAAUCUGCCAACUAUUCUGGUUUACAAUAAUACUGCUGUUAAGGCAACUCAUGUGGGAACACAUAGCUUUGGUCGGAGAUGCACUCCUGAAAGUGUGGCCUUAGUUCUAUGCCAGUCAGAUCCUGUGCUGAAUGAUGGUCAUGGCGGGGAACAAUCAAGAGAAACUGUUCUGGAUGGAAUCAGGAAGAAGUUUCUUGAGAGGGCCAUAAAAGAGCGUGAAGAUGAUGAUGAUGGAUCUUUAAGUGAUUGAUGUUUCCAUGGUGGUGAUAUUUCAUUUCCCAUCCUCCUCUUUUUUUGAGGAAUGUCUGAUCACCUGAGCUUGAUGUUAACUGUACAUUAUACUUCUGAAUAUUUUUGUGGUUCAAGGCUUUUAAUUUUUUAGUGUUACUCCAUCGUUUUUCUUUUACUCACUUCUGUAAUAAUUUUUAUACAUCUAAAUUAAGAGUAAUGCUUGUUGGUGAUGCUGGAUGGUGAGACAGGUGAGUGAUACUAAGGUUUUUUUCCACAUUAAGUCGUGUCUGGUUUAAGACAUGAAGUAUUUAUGUAUUUUGGAUAAAGUGACUUUAGAAUAACAAACUGUUUACAUUAUAUGCUGAAUAGGUAGUCUGAAAUCUGAAUUGUGUUAAAUAAUCAUUUUACAAUUUAUUCAAAUUAAGUAUUGAACAUG